CUGUUCGUUGCCAAAAUCAAUAUAAAUGUAAGAAUGUUAAGUCGUUGAACACGUUUGAUCUUUUGAUGUGAAACACAAACGAGCGCGCACAACGCCAAUUACCCAAAUCGCGCGUUGCGUAUUGCGGAUAAAGCUUUGAAGACUGGUUACACGGUAGGCAAACAAAUAUAGGGUUUGUCCCAUCAAGUGAAUAGAAUCUACUACUCUACGAUGAAUGACUUUUUCGAUUCAAAGUAUGAAACUGAUCCAGAAGUGGCUUCGUAUCCGUCUACAAUCACAUUCUUUCCUGACAUUUCGGAGUUCGAAGAAGUAGAUGAUGAUCCACCAAUGGUGGAAGAAUCCCCUAGAGCGUCAACUUGGGCUCUUAUGAAAAUUGGGACCUUACAAUCACGAAUAGAAGCAAAUCAAAAGGAGCGAGACUCGCGCUUCUAUGGUGGUUCCAAGGACAACCUCGCUCGAUUUUCUGCACAUCAAGUAUUUGGUCUUGCCAAUGAGGUGUUUGGAUACAACGGAUGGUCAUCGCUGGUCGCUGACUGCGUGCUUGUAUAUGAGAACAUAGACGUAGAAAACUGCAAGUUCAGUGCAAAGUAUGUAGCCACUGUUCGAGUGACCCUAAAGGAUGGGACGUACAAUGAGGAAACAGGAACAGGUGAAGCGCAUAACCUCCCUACGCGAGCUCAAUGUUAUAGUAAAAGUAAGAAAGAGGCAGUAACUGCAGGUAUGAAAAGAGCUAUUAUAGGGUUCCGACUGGUUCUUAUAGACGAAGAAAUACGGCAGCUUCAAGAUCAAUAUUGUACAUAAAAAUAGAAUGGUAGCAAUUGGGUAUAAAAUGGUUGUAAAUUUCAGCCUCAUAAUGUGAGUCUGGUAUGGUUGGCUGCAAUGCCUCUAAAACUCUACACUUAUGUCGUGGUUAACAAUUUCUUUGUAUUUCUCUAUAUAACAU
This is a messenger RNA of [Candida] anglica, 943 nucleotides long. The record is from the annotation of a GenBank genome assembly. Lineage: Eukaryota; Fungi; Ascomycota; Pichiomycetes; Serinales; Debaryomycetaceae.